AUGGCUGAUCAACUGCGCUGGUCAUCGCAGUUUGCCGUCGCCCCAUCUCAGGAUACCCCAAAACUACCUGGAGAUAAGAUCGUUCUCCCCCAGUCUGCCCUUGAACAGCUCCUCGCCGCCGCCCCGAUUCACGAGGUAGUAUCCUCGCAGCGACCAUCUCAUCCAUACACCAGCACCUUCGAUCCGUUCAACCCACAUACGUUCGCCGCUGAAUCUUAUGCACGCGAGCGUGGUCUCGACCGACAGCAGCAAUUACCCCACCCGCUGACGUUUCGCAUCGUCAACCCCAAAAAUGGUCGUGUGAUUUACGCCGGUAUUCGCGAGUUUUCCGCUAGGGACAAUGAGAUUGGUCUUAGCGGAACGUUACGGGAAGCGCUCGACAUUGGAGAUGACCAGGGGGUGCCCUUGCAGGAGGGCGAAGACGGUGCGGUUUCGCUCCCCGUAGUGACUGUACACGCCAGGCAACUCCCCAAGGGUACAUAUGUUCGCCUGCGGCCUCUAGAAGCUGGGUAUGACCCCGAGGAUUGGAAAGCCCUGCUUGAACGCCAUUUGCGCGACAACUACACUACGUUGACGACGGGAGAGGUGCUGACCAUUCCCGGGGGCCAGGAUGGGUCGUUUCGAUUUUUGCUCGAUCGGGUAGAGCCCGAGGGCGAGGGAAUCUGCGUUGUGGACACGGAUUUGGAGGUGGAUAUCGUUGCGUUGAGCGAGGACCAAGCUAGGGAGACGUUGCAGAAACGGUUGGCAAAGGCAUCAUCCCGUACCCCUGGAACACAAGGGGGUACGUCUGCGGGCGGAAUGCUCAAGUUGGGCGUCGCAGUCAACGGCCAGGUGCUUCCGGGCGAGUAUGUGGACUAUGAGCUAAAGGAAUGGGGAGGGGACAGCCCGGUAGAUAUCAUCGUUGAGGCGGACGAUAAUGCCGAUGUUUCUCUGCUGGUGAGCCCGCUAUCUGGUCGUCAGAGGAACCGCCCGCGCGAGGAUGAGUUUGUGUUUGGCGAGCUUUCUGGUCCGGCAGAAAAGCGGAUUACGAUUGCGCCUACAAAUGUUGAGUUGGACGGGGCAGAGUCGUUGUAUAUAUCUGUGCAUGCAGCGCAAGAUCUUUCGCAGCAACAGCCAUCACCAUUGCCAUAUCGGCUGCGCAUUGAAUCUGGCUCAUCGACGACCAAUGCUGGGGAUCAUGUCACGGAAGAACACGGCCCUGAUGAUGUGCAGUGUAAAAACUGCCAGCGAUGGGUAGCCCAGCGGACGUUUGUUUUGCAUGAGAAUUUCUGUUUCCGAAACAAUAUACUCUGCACGCAAUGCAAUAAUGUGUUUCAAAAGCGCUCCUCCGAAUGGGAGAAUCACUGGCACUGCCCUCACGAUUCUUCAUACGGCAAUGACCCUGCCGGCAAGAGCAAACAUGAUUCGAUAUUCCACACGAACCGUUCAUGCCGUGCUUGUGGCUUCGAGGCCGAGGGUCUCCAGAGACUCGCUCAGCACCGGACAACAGUCUGCCCAGCAAAGCUUAUCCUCUGUCAGUUUUGCCAUCUAGUCGUCCCGCAACAAGGCGAGUCCGAUCCGGACAUCCACGACCCAGAGGUCUUACUCUCCGGCCUCACCCCGCACGAACUCGUCGACGGCGGCCGAACAACGGAAUGCCAUCUCUGCAACAAGAUCGUUCGACUUCGCGAUAUGAAGACACACCUUCGCCACCACGACCUCAACCGGCUCUCCCGCCCAACACCCCAAAUCUGCCUGAACCAGAAUUGCGGCCGCACGCUCGAUGGCCGCGGCCUCCAAUCCGCCAUCAACCCGGGAACCGACACCUUAGGCCUCUGCAGCAUCUGCUUCGGGCCGCUAUACGUCGAUACCUACGACCCGGAGGGCAAAGCGCUCCGCCGCCGCCUUGAGCGCCGCUACCUCUCACAGGUCAUGAGCGGCUGCGGCAAACCCUGGUGCCUAAACGAAUACUGCAAGACGGGGAAACAAAAUCGAAAUCCUUCUGAAGCUUCUACAUCUAUGAGCGCAGCCGAGAUACUCGCUCUCGUCCGCCCGCUCAUUGACAAAGUCGAUCUCCAACGAAAAGGAUCGCACUCGGCGCCGCUAUAUCUAUGCGCUGACCAGGCCGGUCAGCAGAGGCGUGUUCUUGCUGAGAUGAUUGCCGCCGAGGAGCCAGAGGUAUCGGGGAGAAAGGCAUAUGAACUGCCGUGGUGUGUUGCUGCUGUCGAGGCAGCCAGUGGUGAGCUUGAUAAAGCGCGGGAGUGGUUAGAGAAUUGGGCUCCUGCGAAGGGGGAGGUUUAA
This is a messenger RNA of Aspergillus calidoustus, 2280 nucleotides long. NCBI's taxonomy places the organism in Eukaryota, Fungi, Ascomycota, Eurotiomycetes, Eurotiales, Aspergillaceae. The record is from the annotation of a GenBank genome assembly.